AUGGAAGGUUCUACACCAAGAUCACAGCACAAGGACCUCACUAUGGAAGGAGGAAAAAGUUAUUUCAGGCCACAAAAGGAAGAGCCACAAGCAGGUGUCCUAGAGCAGGAAGCAGGUGUCCUUGAGCAGCAAGCAGGUGUCAUAGAGCAGCAAACAGGUGUCCUAGAGCAGCAAGCAGAUGUCCUACAGCAGCAAGCUGAUGUCCUAGAGAAGAAAGCUGGUGCCCUAGAGCAGCGAGCAGGUGUCCUAGAGCAACAAGCAGGUGUCCUAGAGCAGCGAGCAGGUGUCCAAGAGCAGAAAGCUGAUGUCCUACAGCAGCAAGCAGGUGUCCUUGAGCAGCAAGCAGGUGUCCAAGAUCAGGAAGCAGGUGUCCUAGAGCAGCAAGAUGGUGUCCUAGAGCAGAAAGUUUGUGUCCUACAGCAGCAAGGUUUUCUAGAGCAGAAAGGAGUCCUUGCGCAGGAAGCAGGUGUCCUACAGCAGCAAGCAGGUGUCCUAAAGCAGCAGGAAGGUGUCCUAAAGCGGCAAGCAGAUUUCCUAAAACAGCAAGAAGGUGCCCUAGAGAGGCAAGCAGGUGUCCUAGAGCAGCAAGAAGAGCAGCAAGCAAGUGUCCUAGAUCAGCACUCUGGUGUUCUAGAACAGCAAGCAGGUGUCCUAGAGCAGCAACCUGAUGUGCAAGAGCAGCAAGCUGGUGUCCUAGAACAGCAAGCAGGUAUCCUAGAGCAACAAACUGGUAUCUUAGAGCAGAAAGCAGGUGUCCUAGAGCAGCAAGCUGGUGUCCUAGAGCAGAAAUCAGGUUUCCUAGGGCAGCAAGCUGGUGUCCUAGAGCAGCAAGCUGAUGUCCUAGAGCAGAAAUCAGAGCAGCAAGCAGGUGUCCAAAAGCAGCAACCUGGUGUCUUAGAGCAGCAAGCUGGUGUCCAAGAUCAGCGAGCAGGUGUCCUAGAGCAGCAAGCAGGUGUCCUAGAGCAGCUCGCAGAGCAGCAGGCUGGUGUCCCAAAGGAACAAGCAGGUGUCAUCGAGCAGCAAGAAGGUGUCCUAGAGAAGCACUCUGGUGUCCUAGAGCAGGAAGCAGGUGUCCUAAAGCAGCAAGAAGGUGUCCUAGAGAAGCACUCUGGUGUCCUAGAGCAGGAAGCAGGUGUCCUAGAGCAGAAAGCAGGUGUCCUAGAUCGGCACUCUGGUGUUCUUGAGCAGCAAGCAGGUGUCCUAGAGCAGAAAGCUGAUGUCCUAGAGCAGCCAGAAGGUGUCCUAGAGACACAAGCAGAUGUAAAGAAGAAAGCAGGUGUCCUAGAGCAGAAAGCUGAUGUCCUAGAGCAGCCAGAAGGUGUCCUAGGGACACAAGCAGAUGUAAAGAAGAAAGCAGGUGUCCAAGAGCAGCAAGCAGGUGUCCUAGAGCAGCCAGAAGGUGUCCUAGAUCAGCACUCUGGUGUUCUAGAGCAGCAAGCAGGUGUCCAAAAGCAGCAACCUGGUGUCUUAAAGCAGCAAGCUGGUGUCCAAGAUCAGCUAGCAGGUGUCCUAGAGCAGCAAGCAGGUGUCCUAAAGCAGCUCGCAGAGCAGCAGGCUGGUGUCCCAAAGGAACAAGCAGGUGUCAUCGAGCAGCAAGAAGGUGUCCUAGAGAAGCACUCUGGUGUCCUAGAGCAGGAAGCAGGUGUCCUAAAGCAGCAAGAAGGUGUCCUAGAGAAGCACUCUGGUGUCCUAGAGCAGGAAGCAGGUGUCCUAGAUCAGCACUCUGGUGUUCUUGAGCAGCAAGCAGGUGUCCUAGAGAAGAAAGCUGAUGUCCUAGAGCAGCCAGAAGGUGUCCUAGAGACACAAGCAGAUGUAAAGCAGAAAGCAGGUGUCCAAGAGCAGCAAGCAGGUGUCUUAGAGCAGGUGUCCUACAGCAGCAAGCAGCAACAAGCAGGUGUACUAGAGCAGCAAGCUGGUGUCAUAGAGCAGCAAGCUGGUGUCCUAGAGCAGCGAGCUGGUGUCCUAGAGCCGCACUCUCGUGUUCUAGAGCUGCAAGCAGGUGUCCAGAAGAAGCAAGCUGGUAUCCUAGAGCGGCAAGCAGUUGUCCUAGAGCAGCAAGCUGGUAUCCAAGAGCAGAAAGCUGGUGUCCUAGAGCAGCUAGCUGGUGUCCUAGAACAGGAAGCUGGUGUUCUAGUGCAGAAAGCAGAGCAGCAAGCAGUUGUCUUAGAGCAGAAAGCAGGUGUAUUAGAGCAGCAAGAAGGUGUCCUAGAGCAGCAAUCAGGUGUCCUAGAGCAGCCACCUGAUGCCCUAGAGAAGCAAGCUGGUGUCCUGGAGCAGCAUGCAGGUGUCUUAAAGCAGAAAGCAGGUGUGUUAGAGCAGCAAGCAGGUGUCCUAGAGCAGCAAGCAGGUGCGCUAGAGCAGCAAGAAGGUCUCCUAGAUCAGCAAGUAGGUGUCCUAGAGCUAAAAGCUGGUGUCCUAGAGCAGCAAGCAGGAGUUCUGGAGCAGCAUGAAGGUGUUCUAGAGCAACAAGCAGGUGUCCUAGCGCAGAAAGCAGGUGUCCUAGUACAUCAAGCUGGUGUCCUAGAGCAGCAAGAAGAUGUCCUAGAGCAGCAAGCUGGUGUCCCAGAGCAGCAAGAAGGUGUCCUAAAGCAACAAGCUGGUGUCCUAGAGCAGCAAGCAUGUGUUCUAGAGCAGCAAGCUUGUGUCCUAGGGCAGCAACCUGAUGUCCUAGAGCAGCAAGAUGGUGUCCUAGAGCUGCAAGCAGUUGUCUUAGAGCAGAAAGCAGGUGUGUUAGAGCAGCAAGCUGGUUUCCUGGAGCAGAAUGCUGGUGUCCUAGAGCAGCAAGCAUGUUUCCUAGAGCAGCAAGCUAGUGCCCUAGAGCAGGAAGAAGGUCUCCUAGAGCACCAAGCAGGUGUCCUAGAGCAGCAAGCAGGUGUCCUAGAGCAGCAAGAAGGUGUCCUAGAUCAGCAAAAUGGUGUCCUAGAGCAGCAAGCAGGUGUCCUAGAGCAGCAAGAAGGUUUUCUGGAGCAGGAAGAUUUCCUAAAGCAGGAAGAAGGUAUCCUAGAGCGGCAAGCAGGUGUCCUAGAGCAGCAAGAAGAUGUCCUAGAGCAGCAAACAGGUGUAAUAGAGCAGCAAGAACGUAUCCUAGAGCAGCAUGCAGGUGUCCUAGAGCAACAAGCUGGUGUCCCAAAGCAACAAGCAGGUGUCCUAGAGCGGCAAGCAGUUGUCCUAGAGCAGCAAGAAGGUGUCCUAGAGCAGCAAGCAGGUGUCCUAGAGAGGGAAGCUGAUGUUCUGGAGCAGCCAGGUGUCCUAGAUCAACAAACUGGUGUCCUAGAGCACCAAGCUGGUGUCCUAGAGCAGCAAGCAGUUGUCCUAGAGCAGCAACCUGAUGUCCUAGAGCCGCAAGCUGGUGUCGUAGAGCAGCAAGCUGGUGUCCUAGAGCAGAGAGCUGGUGUCCUAGAGCAGCAAGCAGGAGUUCUAAUGCAGCAAGCAGGUGUCUUAGAGCAGCAAGCUGGUGUCCUAGAGCAGAAAGCAGGAGUCCUAGAGGAGAAAGCAGGUGUCCUAGAGCAGCAAGCUGUUGUCCUAGAGCAGAAAAUAGAUGUCGUAGAGCAGCAAAGCUGGUGUCCUAGAGCAAAUAGAAGGUGCCCUAGAGCAGAAAAUGUUGUCCUACUGCAGCAAGCAGAGCAGCAAGAUGGUGUCCUAAAGCAGCAAGCAGUUGUCUUAGAGCAGAAAGCAGGUGUGUUAGAGCAGCAAGCUGGUUUCUUGGAGCAGAAUGCUGGUGUCCUAGAGCAGCAAGCAUGUGUCCUAGAGCAGCAUGCUAGUGCCCUAGAGCAGGAAGAAGGUCUCCUAGAGCACCAAGCAGGUGCCCUAGAGCAGCAAGCAGGUGUCCUAGAGCAGCAAGAACGUGCCCUAGAGCAGCAAACAGGUGUCCUAGAGCAGCAAACAGGUGUCCCUAGAGCAGCAAGAACGUAUCCUAGAGCAGCAUACAGGUGUCCUAAACAGCAAGAAGGUGUCCUAGAGCAACAAGCGAGUGUCCUAGUGCAGCAAGCUGGUGUCCACCAGCAGCAAGAUGGUGUCCUAGUGCAGCAAGCAUGUGUUCUAGAGCAGCAAGCUUGUGUCCUAGAGCAGCAACCUGAUGUCCUAGAGAAGCAAGAUGGUGUCCUAGAGCAGCAAGCAGUUGUCUUAGAGCAGAAAGCAGGUGUGUUAGAGCAGCAAGCUGGUUUCUUGGAGCAGAAUGCUGGUGUCCUAGAGCAGCAAGCAUGUGUCCUAGAGCAGCAUGCUAGUGCCCUAGAGCAGGAAGAAGGUCUCCUAGAGCAGCAAGCAGGGAGUACAUUCUCGCAGACCGCAACACCUAGCCAACCUAACACUGUGAGCGGCCUGCAACCGGCGACCGGAUACAGCAUGCAGGUGUUGUUGCAGGUGUCUAGGAGCGACAGGGGACAGGUGUGUGUGGCAGACGGUGCGGGACGGGAGAGAGUACACACUGUCAGUUUCAACACUUCCUGUCCCGACAUUCCAGAAGCACCAUCCUGGAUCAACGUCUCUGAGGUGACCAACAACAGCUUCUUAGUGACCUGGCAGGACCUUCCAUACAAGACCAAGUGCCACCUGCAGUAUGCCUUGGGUAUUUGGCUGGGACUCAACGACCAAGUCUAUCUCUACGUGCGAGUAGAUGAGGCGACCUACAGGGUGUCAGGUCUUCGGCCUUACACACACUACAACGUCAAAGUGUUGUCUGCUACGAGCACAGCGUACAGCACAGAACAACUAACAGAUGUCAAGACUCUGCCACAAGCUCCGGGGAAGGUUACCAAUCUCAAGGUCCAGGAAGCUGCCAGCUCUCUCACCGUGACCUGGGAUGGUCCUCACGACACCCCGCCCAGAGGUCAACUGGAAGUGUUCACAGUCAGUUGGCAGCAACAAGGAACACAUCAGUGGAACACCGACACCGUCGCUGCCAAAACAAAGAGUUAUAUCAUUCAGAAUCUAGCUGAGGACGUCAUCUAUAUGAUAAAGGUUAGCAGUUUUAAUGAUGAAUUAAGUGUUGGUAUCUGUAGUAAUGAUGAAUUAAGUGUUGGUAUCUGUAGUAGUGAUGAAUUUAGUGUUGGUAUCUGUAGUAGUGAUGAAUUUGGUGUUGGUAUAUGUAGUAAUGAUGAAUUAAGUGUUGGUAUAUGUAGUAAUGAUGAAUUAAGUGUUGGUAUCUGUAGUAAUGAUGAAUUAAGUGUUGGUAUCUGUAGUAGUGAUGAAUUUAGUGUUGGUAUCUGUAGUAGUGAUGGAUUUGGUGUUGGUAUCUGUAGUAGUGACUGA
Molecule: messenger RNA, 5247 nt
Organism: Procambarus clarkii (red swamp crayfish)
Lineage: Eukaryota; Metazoa; Arthropoda; Malacostraca; Decapoda; Cambaridae
Source: RefSeq, a predicted model, not a curated record